AUGAGUGCACUGUCAGUUGUGGAUGGAGCCUGGCACGCGUUAAGCGCUCCCAACACAUUUCCAGUUCCGGAUUCCUCGGUGAGCCAGGACAAGCCCCUCCCGCACUCAGCGCCUCAGUCUCCCAAGCCUGUCACCGGAAACCCCUCCCGCGGUGCCGCCCCCAGCGGGGCCGGCGCCGGCCCUGACGCCGUCUCUCUCCCGGGCAGGGAGGCUGCCGGCGUGGACCGUGGGAAGGCGGGGCUGGGGCUCGGCGGGAGGCCACCCCCGCAGCCGCCCCGGGAUGAGCGCGCCCAGCAGCUGCUGGACGCCGUGGAGCAGCGGCAGCGGCAGCUCCUGGACACCAUCGCCGCCUGUGAGGAGAUGCUGCGGCAGCUUGGCCGCCGGCGUCCGGAGCCGGCUGGUGGCGGGAACGGUUCAGCCAAGUCCGGAGCGCCGCCCCAGCCCGCUGUAUCCCCCAGAGGUGGCCUUCCAAAGGAUGCUGGCGAUGGAGCUGCGGAGCCUUGACCAUUUCCUAGCCGGGCACCCUGACUUCUGUACUCUUCCAGGGCCGGUGGCUGGACUCUGACCAACUCCCCUCACUAAGGGGCCAGUCUUCACUGGCAGUUGCUGGUACUUGGCCCUCAGCCUGGGAUGGCAACUUUGCAAGCAGCUGGGUUCACUCCCACGUCGUCCUGGCUGAAGGCAGUACUGUGUUUGGAAAUGUAGCCAACGAAUAUCCAGUCUUGAGUACUCGGAUUCGGGCAGGCCAGCAGUGCUGGCCAGAGUGGUCUGGCCUGCUUUGGGGGUUCCAGGUGGUAUUACUUGUUCAUUUCAUGCUUUGGGGGCUCUCGGCCCCACAAAACACUUCAGCAGAGUCUUGAUUAAAAGGAAACCUGUAGACAA
Peromyscus eremicus (cactus mouse) is the source of this 882-nucleotide messenger RNA. It is a transcript of the gene C2H1orf122, whose product is annotated as chromosome 2 C1orf122 homolog. The transcript has 3 exons. Lineage: Eukaryota; Metazoa; Chordata; Mammalia; Rodentia; Cricetidae. The coding region runs from base 1 to 504 and encodes 167 amino acids. The record is from RefSeq and is a predicted model, not a curated record.